UCGAUAUCGAAAGGCGGUAGCUGUAAACACUUCGGGAGAUGAGUGUCUCUUUGCUUUUUGACGAGGCGGCGUAUGAGAAGCUUUCUGAAGUUAAAAAACCUAUAUUUGUAUUUGACUGGCUAUGUUCACUGGAAAAAAGACUAGUGGCAGAAAACAGACAGGCCAUCAAGGAAUGCCAAGAGGAUCUGGUACAACAAUUAUUGUCCCACCUGACUCAUGCUCCUGGACGCCCAACACACAAGCUUUUGGGCCGUUGUUUCGCAAACCUCUUUUUAGUGGGAGACUCACUUUUACUUUAUACUGCCGUAAACACCUGUAACGCUCUAUUGAAAUCCCGAGAUGAUGGACCAGCGUGCAUCAAUAGUCGCCUAGCGGCAUUAAGCUGUCUCGGAACCAUAUACAAGCGCCUUGGACGUAUGAUUGGCCGGUCUUUUGAAGACAGCGUUCUCAUCAUGGUGAAGCUGAUUAAACAGUCCGAAUCACAAGUUCGAUGUGAAACUAUGAAUACAUUAUGCAAUUUGGUCGAAGGGGUUGGUUCAGCUAGUGCUGUAUGUCACAAAGAAAUAUACAAAGCGGUGAAGAUCUGCAUGACGGAUCGAGUACUUUACGUACGCGUUGCUGCAGUUAAAUGUCUUUACUUCCUGGUUGAUCAUUCGCAUUCAAUUCAUACCAAUGAAUUAGAAGCUACUGUGAGUUUAUGUUUACGGUGCAUGGAUGGAUCCAAUUAUGCAACUCGACUUGAAGCCUCACGUACUUUGGGACAUUUGUUAGCAAAAACUCAGCAUAAAAGGGUUGGGAACGCAGGAUCUGAUACAUCCGGCAGUGGGGCGGCUGGGACGUCUAAUAAUUCGCGGAGCAAACCUGUCUCACUUACAGAUGCAUUAUCAUUAUUGUCAUCAGGAUUUUUAAAAGGUCCAGGUGGAUUCUUAAAAGGUACCAGUGCUACUGAUAUGAUUAAAGGAACUAGUCCAGUUAAUCGAGAAGUUCGUGUUGGUGUAACUUAUGCCUAUAUUGAAUUUAUUGUCGAGAUGGGACCAUUAUGGUUGGAAACUAAUUUGUCAACUAUUCUGACACAUUUAGUGAACCUUUUAUUAAUUCCACGUGCUACACCUACUCAUGUUGAGGCUAUAUAUGCACGUCAAUGUAUACACUAUCUGUUGGGUACUGUAUUUCGACAUUUAUUAUCUGAAUCAAUUCAGUUGGUUGCAAUUAGUGAAUUGGUAAAGAUAUUAGUAUAUCAUUUACAAUAUUUACAAAACCUUCAUGUGAAUGAAUAUUCAAUUAACAAUGGUGAUAUAUUUCAACAGAUCUUCACCUCAUCCUCUUCUUCCGUAACACUAACUGCUAAUAAUAAUAAUGAUAAUAUAAAUGAAUUAUCAGAUUCAUUACCAAAUGAUAUUUUCACUGAAACUGGUAUCGACACUAAAAACGGAGAUAAUCAGACCAUUACUAGUAAUAUAAAUAAUUUAGAUAAUGUUAUGGAACCAGAGAAUGGAAAAGUGAAACGUAGCCUUGGACGUCAAGUUGCAACAGGAGCACAGACGACGACGAUAACAACAACAGCUACUACAGGUGGUAGUAGUUCACGUUCAAAUCGAGAACAACAACAUCAGCACUUAGUUAUUUGUGUGCUAGAUAUAAUUAGUCAAUUAAUUCGUUGGUUAGAUUCAUUAGUUGUGCAUAUAUUUAUGUUCUCAACGUGUGCAGAAAAAGAUCCAAAAUUACAAUCGACCGUAUUAAACAAUUCACCUAAUGCAUUAGAACAUGAUCCUUCUUAUUUAUAUUUACAUGAUGGUGUAAAUAAUUUACUGGUAACUGAUGUGACUUUGACAAAUUUGUUAAAUACUGAUGAUGAGAAUAAUGAAAAUCUAUCAUUAACAGCUGGAACACUGUUUCAUGGUCCAUCAGAUAUAUUAUUGAAUAAUAAUGGUAUUUUUACUACUCCUAAAUUUUACAAUAUUAACUCUACCUCAAACACUAAUAUUAAUCAUUUAUCACGUGGUCAUAAUCUUGGAAAUUUUGCCAAUUCUACACUUUCUUGUGCAUUACAAUUAACUGGAUCUAUGCCUGUUAGUGUUGCUGUCAUAGAUGCAUCAAUUGAAUUGUUUGGUCGUUUAUUUGCUUGUGUUUCUAUCCGUCAUCGUACACAAAUGUUAGAACAUUUUACUGAAUGUAUUCGUCUUACAAAGUCUGUACGUCAAGAAGCUGUACAAAUUAAUGUGUUUGCUGCUUUAUUAAGUGCAUUACGACAUUUAGCUGAAACAAAAUCUACAUUCGGUGAUGAUCCAGCGUUAAGAAAAGCUGCUACAAGCUUAAUUUUUGCUACUUUAACAAGUCCAAGUGUUAUACUACGUUGUGUUGCUGGUGAAUGUCUUGGAAGGCUUGCACAAGUUGUUAGUGAAUCUGGCUUUUUAGCAGAAUUAGCUCAGCAAAUUUUUGAACGUUUACGUGCUAUUCGCAAUCCGAUUUCAAGAGCUGGUCAUUGUUUAGCUAUUGGUUGUUUACACCGUUAUGUUGGAGGUUUAGCGUCUGGACAACAUUUAAGUUCAAGUGUUGGUGUAUUAUUAGCUAUUGCACAAGAUUCUAGUGUACCUGAAGUACAAGUUUGGGCGUUACAUGCUCUUGCAUUAGUUGCAGACUCAGGUGGUCCAUUAUUUAGAGAAUAUGUUGAACCAAGUUUAAAUUUAGUACUUCAGCUAUUAUUAAAAUCACCAGGUGCUAUGCAUGAAAUUCACAGAAGUCUUGGUCGUUUAUUUGCUGCUUUGAUUACUACUUUAGGACCUGAAUUACGUGGUACAAGCGAUAGUAUAACAUCUGUUCGACAUUCAUGUUUAUUAUGUUGUAUGAUUAUGCGUGAUUCAUCGGAUGCUCUACUACAAGCUGAAGGUAUAGCCUGUUUACAACAAUUACAUAUGUUUGCUCCAAUGCAUGUUAAAUUAACCGGUCUAGUUCCUGAAUUACAGAACAAUGUGUCUAGUUUUCAUUUGGUCUUAAGACGUGCAGCAUUAUCAUGCUUAAGACAAUUAAGUCAAAAAGAGGCUGCAGAUUUGUAUGGAUGUAUGUCAAUGGACGCUUCAUUGGAAGAGAAAUUUUCUCCUGUUCUCUCUUCAUUAUUGUCAACUACUUCCAAUAAAAAUGAUAUAAAUAAUCAUUCAAAAUCAACUACACCUACUACAAAAUUAGAAAUGCAAUUGUUUAGGUUACUUGAUGUUGAAAUGGACUAUCACUUACGUCGAGACAUUGAAGAUACACUAAUUGGAAUGUUACAUGCAACUGGUACCUCACAACUUUCAUAUUGGUUUACAUUAUUAAAAGAAGUAUUACAGGUUUCUACCUCACUCAAAACUGAUGUAACCAGUAAUAGUAGUAUUGCUUUAAACAAUUCUGCACAAAAAUCAUUGAAUACCAAUGAAUCAAACUCAACUGGAAGUGAUAAACUGUCUUCUGUUCAUAAUAAUAAUGAUAUAGACAUAGUGACUAUGUCGAAACGAAAUAGUCGUAUAGGUGAAGAAAAUGGUAGCGAGGCUGUUGAACCAGAAGACAAUGAAUAUGAAGAUGUUGAUAUCAAUUUCAAACCAAAACAGUCUAAUCAAGAAAUUAAUCAGUUAUUCAGUGUAAAAAUUGUGGCCAGGUGUUCGACACGAAUUUUCGCAAUCAGCUGUUUGCGUAUCCUGAUAUCUAGCUGUGCCAAAUUGUGUAAUGCAAUAUUUGUUAAUAAUUCUCUUCCGUCUGUGGAAAUAUCUGCCAAUGGUGAUGGUACUACUGAUAAUUUGAUCAUCAAUUCAAAGUCACUCGCUCAUUUCGAUUUAGCUAAAGCUAGAAUUCUACGCUCUCAAUCGGGGAAAUCCGAUUGGCUUAUUCUGUACUUAUCCGAUUUAAUUCGUGUGGCUUUUAUGUCUGCCACAUCGGAUAGUGAACGACUUCGUAUUACAGGUUUAAAACUUAUGCAAGAUGUUAUCCAGAGGUUUUCUUUAGUACCAGAUCCAGACUAUCCAGAUCAUGUUAUUUUGGAACAGUAUCAAGCUCAAGUUUCAGCUGCACUACGACCAGCAUUUGUGCAUAGUUCAUCGUUGAAUUCAUUCGACAAUACAACGAUUGCUCAAUCUUCAACUAAUAAUAAUUCCCUCUCAUCUAACCUAACUCAACCUAAUCCUGAACUAUUAUCUGUAGCAUGUCAAGUUUGCAGUACAUGGCUUACUUCUGGAGUUGGUCGUGAUCCAGAAGAUUUACGUCGUGUACAAGAUCUCCUUAAACAAGCACUUGAUAAGUUAAAACUUAACACAGUCACUGAUAUAUCUCCACAGACUGAACGAGUAGAAUCAUCUCAGUGGAUAUCUGAAAAUUCUACAAUCGUUGAAAAACUAUCUAUUUUAGCUGCUUGGGCUGAAGUUUAUAUUUUAAUAGCUGAACAAACUAAAAGAUAUGGAAAUAAAUUGCGUCAAAAGCAACAACAUCUAGUCACUAGUCAAUCAUCUCAGCCUUUAGAUGAUGAACAAUUGGCGGAUGAUGAAUCAGAUGAUCUGAUGAAUGGUGUGAACGAAAUUGAAGAUGAUUCCGACUAUAGUAUGAUCACUAAAGGAAUAUCAAUAGAAGAUAUCAAAUCAGCUGUUUGUAAACCGGAUCUUUAUGUUCAAUGGAGUAAUUCUAAAGAAGUAUCAAGUAAAUUUAUCUGUCAUUUAUUAACCAAAUGGAUUCAACCAAUUCUACCAAGUUUAAGUAAUGCUUGGUUAGAUUCAUUAAAAAAUUAUGCAUAUAUAUGUUUACCAGAGAAUUUAUCAAAUCAACACUUAAUCAUAAAUGGUAAACAUGUAUCAAAUGUCAAUAAUAGUUCUGUUAAUUAUAAUGUAAAUCAAAUACAUGGAUAUUAUGCUCGUUAUUGGCCUUGUAUGAUGUAUGCAUUAGCUUUAUGGUUAAGUAAUAAUGAAUUAUGCACAGAAGAGAUUGAUAUAAAUUUACCAAAGAAUGAAAUGUCUAAAACAGCUCGACAAUUCUUUUUAAUUCUAGGUAUGUGUGUAGAAGCAAUGUGUAAUCCAACAUCAAAGCAACCAAUAUCCAUUAUUCAUAUAUGCUUGCGUUGUAUUCUCUGCUUAUUAAAUAAAUCGAAAUUUCGUGCUUAUCUAAUGCAAUCAUCAACUGAAAUAUCUAUUGAAUUAUUACAAAUAUUACAUCGAAUUAUACUUACUCGAGAUUGCGUAGAAACACAUUUAUUGUGCUUAGCCAAUGUGAUUCACAUUUUGAUCGCUGCUAAUGAACGUUUAAUUAAAGAGCGUGAUAAUUGGUUAACUAAAGAAUCAACACAAAAUGCAUCGAGUAUGUUUAUUUCACCGGAAUCACAAAAUUCCACAACUAAUUGUAUGACAUCAAGUAUCAUGUUACAAACGACCGGUUUAAUUGAUGCUCAAUUAUAUGAGCAUGGUGAUGGAGGUUAUUUAGCAAAAUUCUUUGAUCGUGUCACCAAUAAUUAUAAUAUGGAUUCUGAUGACUGUCAAAUGAAUAACAAUAAUAAUAAUAAUAAUCAUAAAUAUGGUGAGAAAACAUUUGCUGGUUUACAUCCUGAACGAUCAAUUGUAUUUACAUGUUUAGAAAUUGUUGUUUGUAUAGUGGCACGUUAUCAACCACAAAUUAUUCAACAAUUUCGUCUAUUCAAUACUAAAGAUGAUAUUGAGUGUAAAAAUCAUAUUAUUCCAGAGACAACAUGCUCUUCCGAUGUAAAUGCUCCAUUGGUUCUAGCUACAGCUUUGAAAUGUUUAAUCCCAUUAAUUGAUCUAUGCGCUCCAAGAACUCUUUUGAGUACAUUAAGACUUGCUAAACAAAAUUCAAAUUCUCGAUCCAGUGAUUGUGUAAAUAAUAAUAUGAAUGUAGAAAGUGAAACAAAUCAAUCGAAUACGCCAACACAAAUAUCAAACGGUCAACAUGAAUGUCUAUUACCAAUUCUAUUAGAUUUAUCUCAAGAAAUAACAAAGAGUUUAUUGUUAAAACCAAUUCAAUGUUCAAUUGUGAAGAAUUAUUUUGUUAAUGAUCAGUUACAAAUAAAUAAAUCAAAUCAUAACCACUGUAUCAAUAAUAAUAAUAAUAAUAAUAAUAAUAAUAAUAAUAAUAAUAAUAAUCUAUCCACAUUGAAAUCCUAUGAUUUAACAUGCCAGUCAUCGAAUCUAUUCACUUCUUAUUUAAUGAAUGAAGAUGAAACAGAAAUUUCAUCAACGACAACUAAUUUAUCUGUUGGUAUAGCUAAUGCUAAUUCUAAUGAAUUAUUAACACCAAUCAAAUUAAAUCAACAAAAAUAUCAACAUUAUUAUUAUGAUACUAACUAUUUGAUUGGUUGGAAUGAACAAUUAUCUGAAUUAGCUGAAAUUUAUAUAAUAUUAAUACAAAAAUUAGCAUCACAUCAUUAUCCUGCUUUAGCAUCAGUUUCACGUAAUCCAAAUUUAAAUGGAAAUAAUUAUUCAAUGGUUUUAUCACAAACUACUGAAAUCCAACCAGAUAGUAGUAGUAUUACUACAAAUAUAAAAGAACAGUGUAGUGAUUCAAUGAAUUCUGACUCAAAUCAAUCCUCAACUAUGGAUUCAAUAUCUAAUGCAUACAUAGAAUGGUAUCAUUUAAUUUCAACUCACCUUAUAUCAAUUCUUCGUCAUGAACAUGUGAAUGAAACAGAAGAUGAUAAUUCUUCACUACCUAGAUGCUGCUUAGCCUCAUCUUAUCUAGUCAGUCGUAUAUGUAGCAGCUGUCCUAUUCAAAUUUUUAAGUCAUCAGAAUUAGUCAAUGAACUUAUAGCACUUCUUUGUCGUGGAUGGUCUGCCUCUCCAAUUUCUCACAAUCAACUAUCAAAUGGUGAAAUGACUGAAGAUUCUAAUCCAUUGGAAAAUCCAUUUAUAAUGAAUAUUUCUACAUUAUUUGAUUCGAAACUUUUGAAAAAUCGAAUAAUAUGUCUAAGAUCAUUUGAAUUAUUGUGCAAUCAUCAUGAAUCUUCAAUUCGAUCUCUGUUUAUCAAAACAUUAACUCCUCAAGUAUUUCAUUGGCUAUAUGAUCUAACCAAUAUAGUUGAAAUGUAUUCAUCUAAACAAGAGAAAGUAAAUGGAUCAUCUGAUGUAUUCAAUAAUCAAAUUAAUGUCAAUGAACUUGUCAUGUGUUUAAAUGGAGCAUUUGAUUUACUAACUACAUUAAUUCGUAUUGUAGAAAGUUCAAAUCGUCAAGUUUUGUUAUUAAUUUAUCUACCAUUAUUAUGUAAUCUACUUACAAAUGAAUCAUCCAUUAUAUUAAAUCGAUUAAAUUUGAAAAAUAAUUCAAUGUCUAUUAUGAAUUCAUCAGAUUUAAUUUAUUUCAUACAUAUAACUACAUUGAAACAUAUAAUUGCAAUAGCUCCAUGUUAUCCAAAUGAAUUUCGUUCAACAUUUCAAAUUUUAAAUGAUUUUAAACUACGUUUGGAAAAUGCCAUUAAAUUCUCUACUCCAUUAAUUAAUAACAAUAAUAAUAAUAAUCAUGAUUACAGUCAGUCAAAAUCUCAAUUAAUCAAUGAUAAUUCAUUGAUUCAUAAUAAUCAAACUAUUUCAAAACAAUCUCAAUCGAAUUUACCAACAAUUAAGUUGAAAACAGAUUUUAGUAAUUUCACAUGAAGAAUAAUGUGAAACAGUCACUUUUUUUUCUUUUCGUUGUAAUGAUGAUUAUGAUAAUUACUACCUUCAUUUUAAUAAUAAAAUUAAUUCAUCAUAAUCAAUCUAUAAAAUUUAUUUUGUAUGUAACAAGUUAUUGUUUUAUUUUGUUGUUGUCCAAUUUGUUUAAUUAUUUUAUUCUAGCUUUAUUGCUUAUCCUUUUCUUUUUAUCAUGGAGAUUUGGUGAACUCUGUGACAUUAUCACAUGACUAUUGUAUGCCACUUGUAAUACUUACUAAUGCUACUUGAUAUGCAUUUUUAUCCGGUUAACUUAUAGCUGCCUUCCUUUCGUUAUAUGUUACUUUUUAAAUGUCUCUUCUUUCUUAUCUUUUUUUUCUUAACUUUGAAUAUUUGUUCUGUAGCUUCAGUAUAUUUGUCCAUAAACACGGACGGAAUAACAGUAGACAAAGAAAAGAGGCGAAUGCAUGUUGUUUGAAUUGGGCUUAUUGUUGUUGGCCGGAUCAUUUCAUUUAUUAUCUCAGUAUAAUGUAAUCUUAUGUAUUACAAGUAGCAUUAUUUAUUGAAUAUUAAAUAAACUAGGUAAAUAUGAGGGAAACUUCAUGAAUCUAUUAUGCACCUAUUUUAUUUUCAAAGAUUAUUUCACAUCUCAUAAUAUCCAUCCAUUAAAACAUGUGGUCUUCCACACAUACAAACUGUGUAUACUGUAUUUUUGAUUGUCUUUCGCGCUAAAUAAGAAAAAAAGCAUUGCAUCCUAUAUAUAUUUCAAAAAUUCUGUGUGUGAACGUUUAGUUGGUUAUAAUGUGUAUAGUGAUUUCCCUCAUUGUGAUAAUUAUUUUACAUUGUUAUUGCUUUUGUUGUCAGCAUCGUUAUUUGUUGCAUAACAGUUUUCUUUUUGGCUUUUCAUAUAUCUUUUCUUUUCUACAAACUAUGUGUAGUGAUAAUACUUGGAAUUUAUUUAUUAAAUCAUGUUAUUCUGUGUUUUAAAUCUGUCUUCUUUCAAGAGAUGCUUUGAAAAAAAACUCACAAGAAACCAUUGUAGGCACUUAUUUCUGUCAUAAUGCAUUAUAUAAUAUGAGAAAAUCUUUCAUGAUACUCAUUCUUUUUUUUGCCAUGUAUUAACAAAUCAUAAUGACGGAAUGUUUUAUUGUGUUUUGAACAAAUAUAUUUAUUUAUUUAUAUCAAUAAAAA
This is a messenger RNA of Schistosoma turkestanicum, 8795 nucleotides long. The record is from the annotation of a GenBank genome assembly. Lineage: Eukaryota; Metazoa; Platyhelminthes; Trematoda; Strigeidida; Schistosomatidae.